Dothidotthia symphoricarpi CBS 119687 is the source of this 1356-nucleotide messenger RNA. RefSeq lists its product as uncharacterized. Lineage: Eukaryota; Fungi; Ascomycota; Dothideomycetes; Pleosporales; Dothidotthiaceae. The record is from RefSeq and is a predicted model, not a curated record. The coding region runs from base 1 to 1356 and encodes 451 amino acids. The transcript has 3 exons.
AUGGCGACUUUAUCUCCAGACGUUCGCAACUCCACCCUCAGCGCGCUCAAGCUGACCUGUCCCUCGGCCGAAGUCGUCCACUACGAACCGGAUUCUGCAUCUGACACUGAUUCGCCUACUAUGGAGCCCCGCCACUUUGUCGACGCGGAUGCCGAGUGGUCUGACGAGGACGAGCUGCUUCCAAGAGUAAACAGGAACAAACGGAAAACGCAGUAUAUACCUCCGCAUGUAAAGAUCACCUCAACGGCCGAGUCGUCCUCGGGGGAGUCGAGCUCGCCUAGUCUGCAUCGAAAUGACGCCAAGAGUGCCUCGCGAUCAGACGUGAAGGCUGGGAGCGUCCCAGAAGAUCUGGUAAAGCGGUUCUACCAGGUGUCAAAGGAGAGAGACGCAUUGAGAAAGGAGCUUCAAAGACAGAGCGUUGGACCACAUGGCAUACCAGAUAGGAAGUCGGUCGUGUACAAGUCGGAAGAGAAGUCGCUGAUCGAGGAAAUGCACGCCUUGCGCUACGAGAUCAGAGACUGGAGCGAAGAGUACUUCAGCGGACCAACGACGUCGCGUAGCAAGCGACCGCGUAUGCACUCGGCCAAGGACUUGUUUGGAGGCCUUACGGAUAACUACAAUGUGUACCUGAACCAUCCCGACGAUCGUCCGCUGCUAAUACAGUCGUACCUCUGGUUCAGGCUGCAGCAAAAGAUUUUCAACAACUGGCAAAAAGACUGUGGAUAUGUUUGGGCAGGCAAACUGGGCGACAGGAAACUCAGGCCUCUCAACGAUACGCUGCGAAAAGCCGUCAAAAACGAAGAACAGGCAGAAGAAUACCACCGCUGGCGCGCCCUCACCGUAAACCUCCUCGUCCCUCAAAUCGACGGCAAGUGGUCCCCAACCUUCGAUGCCGCGCCGGUUCUCAAACACAUAUCCCGCCUCUGCAGCCGCAUGCAACGCAAGCUGCGCCCAUGGGCUACCAAAUCCCUGCGUUACGGACGCGAUCAACUACGCACCAUCAUCUCUGCGGCCGUAGCCUUAGACCUCAAAAUGAAGCGCCAACGUGCCGAUUACCGCUUCGUCACUUUCACAGGCGGCAAACCGAAUCAGUACUGGGGAUACGGGUACUAUGAUAGCGAGAUGGAAGACGCAUACGAAGAGAGCGGAGAUGAAGAGAGAACGAGGAGGGUCGAAUUAGCCCUGGCACCUGCGUUGGAGAGGUGUGGUAAUGCAAAUGGCCAUGUGUUUGAUCAGAGCUUCAUUUUGGUCAAGGCGGAUGUUAGUUGUAAGAGGUUGGAAAAGCAAAGGGCGCAGGUGAGGGCCAGAGGGGCAGGCACGAAGAAGGGGAUCGGCUUUUGGAAUAAGAAUGAUUAA